Melanotaenia boesemani (Boeseman's rainbowfish) is the source of this 1078-nucleotide messenger RNA. It is a transcript of the gene atp6ap1la, whose product is annotated as ATPase H+ transporting accessory protein 1 like a. NCBI's taxonomy places the organism in Eukaryota, Metazoa, Chordata, Actinopteri, Atheriniformes, Melanotaeniidae. The record is from RefSeq and is a predicted model, not a curated record. Gene Ontology annotation, cellular component: proton-transporting V-type ATPase complex. Bases 2 to 952 code for a protein of 316 amino acids. The transcript is spliced from 8 exons.
GAUGGCUUCUACAUGGAAAUGCUUUUGUAUUCUCUUCCUUCAUCUACAGUCAUCUGCCUGUUUCCACCGACCGCUUGCUAACAGUACUGCUGCUUCUCUAGUUCAAGAUGAAGGGAGCAAUGGAAGGAUGAAGAAGGAGGAACACUUUGUACUUGCAGAGGAGCUGCAGUCUCCUGUUCAGUCUCCACAUGUAUUACAGAGGAAGUUACUUCAAACAUCAGGAGUUGCAGUUCCUUUCCCCCCUCUUAAGGUAUUGUCCAAUGGAGAGCCCUGUGUUCUGUUCCAGGCCAGGAAACUGUCUCUCCGUUAUGAGAAGCAGAAGCAGCUGGAUCUGACAGAGCGAGCCUUUUCUCUUCAGAAGCCGGUAGACACCAGCCAGUCUGUGUGUCGUCAUGACAAAGCCACGCUAGUCAUGAGCUUUGGGGAUGUUGAUGAUUUGAGAGGUCUGUCCAUCAGACUGCAGCUAUCCAACACUUUUUACGAGUCUUCAGGUCGGUGGUGGUUCUCAGUGGACAGUGUCUCCCUGGUCUACAACACCUCAGAAGAGGCUGCCUUCAAUACCAGCGAUGUGUAUGCUCCAGCUUCCUCUUCCUAUCGCUGCCUCCAUGUCAGCAGUUUGCAGCGAUAUAGUGGCCUGCUGCUGCCCAGCACUGACAAAGCGCGUCGCUGGUCCAUCACCUUCAUUGACUUCCAGAUCCAAGCAUUCAACGUGACCUCUGGUAAAUUUUCUCCUGCAAGUGACUGCACCACGAUCCUGACACCAGCGAUCCUUAUGGGUCUCAUCACAUCCCUCAUCCUGCUGCUGGUCCUGGCCUAUGCCCUGCACAUGGUUGUCCAUCUGAAACACAUAGAGCAUGAUGACGAUCAUAAAGCUGACAUUUACUUCCCUCACAGUCCUGAAGAGCUUGAACACUGUUGUGAUGAAAACAUGACUGAGAAAAAUAUUAUGUAGGCUGAACGAUACUUCACAAAGAGACAGCCGAUUUGAUAACAACCCAUACUUCCGGUAUAUAUACUUUCAGCUCAGGAAUUAAUUUUUCUAAAUAAUAUUUAUAAUAUUUAUUCUAUUUUGUUAUUA